Fusarium vanettenii 77-13-4 is the source of this 784-nucleotide messenger RNA. RefSeq lists its product as uncharacterized. Bases 63 to 611 code for a protein of 182 amino acids. The transcript has 3 exons. The record is from RefSeq and is a predicted model, not a curated record. Lineage: Eukaryota; Fungi; Ascomycota; Sordariomycetes; Hypocreales; Nectriaceae.
UCUUCCCCUUGACUCAAUCUACCCAACCACUGCGCACGACUGUUUCCAAACGAACUGCCAAGAUGCGUUACCUUGCCCUCCCUUUCAUCGCGGCCAUGCUCACGUCGCCCAUUGCCGCAUUCGACAUCUGCAGAGCCCUCCAUUGCUACGAGGAUUCUGAGGCCCCAGCGGUCUGGGUGACUCUGAAGGCCGUUGAUCUUAAGGACCGGAAUUACCAGCCCAGAAUCCGCGUCGAUCUCACCGAGUCCGAUCAAGUCUGCGAUCCUUCCAAGGUCGAGAUCUUCAUGCAGCCUCUUGCCAUUGACAAAGACGGACGCGGAGAAGGCUCCAUUAUGCUCGACCCCGAAACGUGGGCCAAAUCCUCGUGGGAGUUCUCUUGCUCAACUCCCAAGGACUCUUCCAAGGAGCACAAGCUUAGCUUCACCAUCCAUGCCAUCAACGGCGAGGAGAUUGAGAAGAUGACACUCGUGACACGGUUCCGACAGAUGUGGCCCAUCGUCUUUACCAGUGUGGAAAGUGAUUCGAUGGCGGAGAGGCCCGAGUUCUCGCGUGGUACACUACACUAUGUGCCUGAGGGAGGCUACCGAUAUGAGGAUUAUGAGGAGCUGUAAAGCUUGCCAGGUACCAUGGAGAAAGCGACCCAGCCGAUUCCGGACAACAGAAACUUGCUGGUAGGGAAAAGCAGAUGCGGUGCUUUGAUAACAUAUAUUUCAUGAAGGACGGGAAUUGAAGACAGUGAUUAUUUGUUCGUCGUGGGCAUUCGGUCUAUGGAGAUAUUGAUAGG